Molecule: messenger RNA, 510 nt
Organism: Paramecium primaurelia
Lineage: Eukaryota; Ciliophora; Oligohymenophorea; Peniculida; Parameciidae
Source: the annotation of a GenBank genome assembly
AUCAACAAUACAAUAAUUCAAUAAAAAAAUUAUAUAUCACCAAAUCCAAUCGAUUUAAUCUAAUCAUUUUUUAUAUAGAUUUGAUAAAUAAUUAUAUAUAUAGUAUUUUUUUAUUGUUAGAAUUAAAAAAAUUAUAAGGAUAUUUCUUAUAAAUAACAUUCAUGUAAUUGUAUUAAUAUUCAAUUUUUGAAAGUGGAUACUUCAUUAUUUACAAUUAUAAUUUCAAUCCAUCAUUUUUCAUAUUAAAUCUAUUAAGUUUGAUGAUUUUUAUAUAUUCUUUAAUAUAAAGCAAUUCUUUAAAAUUUCUAUUAAUAAAUUAUUCAGAUUUUAUUACUAUCUAGAUUAUACUAUAUUAAAAAUACUUGUAUAUAUAUACAUAUAUAAUAAUAAUCAAAAAGUAUAUGAUUUCACGUAAUUUAAAAUUCUCUCAAUUUCCUUAUAUAUUACUAUAAAUUCGGUUANGCUACUCAUCAUCAACCAAAUAGACCAGAUUUAAUGACUAAAGUUGAU